Anopheles stephensi (Asian malaria mosquito) is the source of this 3807-nucleotide messenger RNA. RefSeq names its product sodium-coupled monocarboxylate transporter 1. Bases 731 to 3187 code for a protein of 818 amino acids. The record is from RefSeq and is a predicted model, not a curated record. Gene Ontology annotation, molecular function: symporter activity. Gene Ontology annotation, cellular component: membrane. Gene Ontology annotation, biological process: sodium ion transport; transmembrane transport. The transcript is spliced from 12 exons. NCBI's taxonomy places the organism in Eukaryota, Metazoa, Arthropoda, Insecta, Diptera, Culicidae.
UUUGAUUGAGUUUACAAUUUGCUCUCGUGCGGUGUGGACACACACAAGACAACGUUCGGUCGGUCGGUUAGGAAUCUCGUUAACCAUCUUCAAAGAAAGUGUGACGGACGGUUUGCAGUUUGUUGUUCAAUGGCGGAGUAUGUUUGUAACCGUGUGCGAUCUGCUUCUUAAAAGUGAUUUUAGGAUAAAGUAAAAGACCAGAGCGAAUAGAGGAAACCGUCUUCGUUCUACGUGGUGGUGUGUUAAGCAAGUGAAACCGCGAAUGCAAUACAGAACGGGACGCUUCGGACUGAUUGUACUGUUGCAGUUUAGAACGUUUCUAAAGUAUCGUGAAGUGCCGCACCGGAAGCGCCAUUUUCGCUGAGGAGAAAAAACAUCCCUUUCAUCUGGAGACUGUGUAUUUCUCGGUGGAGAUGUAAAUCACUCGCCCACACUAAAAACACCCCGAAGCUACAGACCACCGCUAUUACGGGUACGAACAGCAAAUUAAGUUCUUCACCACCAUUACCUUCCCCGGAAUACCGGACUGCAGCUUCCAACCUAGUACAGUGUGUGUGUGUGUGCGCAGAUAAGUCUUACUGCGUGUGAAUAAGAUUUGCCGUGCUUACUGGAAUCCUGGGAACAUCGUUGGCAGUAGGCCUGCCGCUGACCGGAAAUCCUUAGUGCGAGUGCGAAACGAAGAAUAAACGCCCAAGCUCACACUCACAAAAGACCAUCUUCUCGGGGCAAAAUGGCGCACCAAAUGUUCACAGCAACUGUUCAGCUGUGGUGGUGUCUGGCGGUGGUGUGCCUUGUCGCACUCGGUACCGUCGAGCCGGCCACAACAAUGCCGGGUCCGGUUCGGCAGGAAGUCGCGACCGGCGAAGAAAGCGUACGGUCGUCGGAAGGCUCGAGAGCGUCGUUUACCGUGUACGAUUACUUGGCCGUCGCAUUCAUGCUGGUCAUCUCGAUAGGCAUCGGCGUCUUUUAUGGAUGGUUCGAGCAGAAGGGCGCCGCGAAUGGGGCCGGAGGUGAUGCGGAUUCUAGCGAUGACUUCCUGCUCGGUUCGGGCAUGAGCCUGUUUCCGGUGGCACUCAGUCUUACCACGAGUUUUAUUACUGCUAUCGAGCUGCUCGGCAAUCCGGCGGAGAUGUUUUUCAAUGGCACGCAGUUCUCGCUAAUCGUCAUCUCGAUGGUACUGGUCGUGCCGGUAGCGGUGAAGGUGUUCUACCCGAUCUACUACAAAUUGGAGGUCACCAGUUGUUACGAGUAUCUCGGGAUGCGGUUCGAUAAGCGGAUCAGAGUGUUCGGCGGUGUACUUUACAUCCUGCAGAUGCUGUUCUACACGUCGGUAGCCGUCUUGGCACCAGCCAUCGCCCUCUCGGAAGCAACAGGUCUGAACAAGUACAUUGCCGUCGUCUUGAUCUACUUUGUGUGCAUCUUCUACUCGUCGCAGGGCGGCAUGAAGGCGGUCGUUAUCGCUGAUACGUUCCAGGCUUUGGUGUUGCUGCUUUCGCUGAUCCUGAUACUGGUGCUCGGUACGCACUACUCGGCCGGACUGUCCGAAGUGUUUAGCCGUGCGACGGAACACGGGCGGAUUGAAUUUUUCAACUUCGAUCCCAAUCCGACGACCCGCCAUUCAGUGUUUUCCGUCAUCAUCGGUGGCUUUUUCUACUGGACCUCGAUGUUCUGCACCAAUCAGGCGUCCGUUCAAAAAUGCAUGUCAUUAAAAUCGUUGAAAACGGCCAAACAUGCACUCUAUUUUUCGCUGCUCGGAUUGAUUGCGGUGUUUUUGAUGAACUUCUACACGGGAUUGAUGACUUUCGCACACUAUUCCGACUGUGACCCGCUGGCGGUCGGCCAGAUCACGGCCACGGAUCAGUUGCUGCCGUUCUACGUGAUGGAUGUGUUCGGGCAUAUCAAAUUCAUGGCGGGCAUCUUUGUGGCGGGCAUAUUUGCUGCCAGCUUGGGCACCGUUGCAGCGGCACUAAACUCGCUGGCGGCCGUCGCAUCCGAGGACCUGCUGGAGGCCGGCAUGGAGAUUAAGAUCCCGAACGGGAAGGGUGCACUGUACGCGAAAUGGAUGUCCCUGGGCUUCGGGCUGGUUUCGUUCGGGCUGGUGUUUGUGGUGGAACGACUCGGUGGCAUACUGCAGGCUACCCUUACACUGAACGGGCUGAUCGGUGGCGUUACGCUUGGGCUGUUCAGUCUUGGCAUAUUUUUCCGUCGGGCCAACAGCAAGGGUGCUCUGUUCGGUGGAAUCGUGUCCCUUGUCCUCGUCAUAGCGGUGGGAGUGUUGGCACUGAUGUACAACGAAGAUACGCCACCACUGCCCUCAUCAGUGGAUGGUUGUAACGCGACCAUCAUGUCCCAGCUAAACCAUAGAGGAUUCGCGUACGAAGUAGAACCCUCAGAGGUUUCGGUUGUUUUGGCACUGAAGCACGAAACGAACGAGCCCUUCCAACAGCUACUGACGAUUGUCAAAAAUGAUAUCCUGAGCGGCGAGGCAGCCGAGGUGGAGGAUAAUUUCUACAGGUUGUCCGACGAGGAUGCUUCAGCUGCCCUGCACACCGAUGCACUAUCCGCGAAACAGGACGUCCAAACGGACGGUUCGUCCUACUGGUUUGCGGCCGUGUAUCAAAUCAGUUACAUGUGGUACAGUUGCCUCGGGACGCUGCUGACAGUGAUCUUCGGCUUACUCAUCUCGCUGUUCACGUCGGACGAUGGCUGCAACUGCUGGAACCGGUCGCGUAUUGGCUCGGAGCUACCCAUCACCACCAACAACAGCAGCAGUACACUAACCUCCAAGGAAUCAAUCCAAUCCAAAGCCGUCCCGACCGGUGGUGCUGAAAAACGGAACAAACUCAGCGUCGGUUCGAUGGCACCGCUGGCCCUGAUGAUGGGCACCUCGGUGAAGCACACCCCAUCCGGCGGAGGGGGUUCCAGUUCCGCCAAGUCAAAGGAAGCGCUUUCGAACGACAAGGCAAGCAUCGGUUCCAGCAUCGCAAGCAUCUACUCCAUCGACCGGCAGACGAUUGCUUCCGAGCUCGAAGGGUCGUACACGGAGGAAACCGAUAGGAAGGAAGGUGGACCAUCACCGACGGCAACGUGGCAUAAGAUUGGCUCGGGCGAUGGUGGCAGCGCUUACGCGAACAGCUUUCCCACGCCGCAAUCAUCAUCGGUGAAGAUGGAAAGUGAACGAUUUUAAUUAUGAAUUUCUAAAGCUUCCAUUUCCCUUGGAAAAGAAUUCCCAAUCAGGGCCGCACGGGUACGGGUGGUAGGGUGGAUAGAUAUAUUCGUACCAAUAAUUUUUCAUCUAUCGAACGGGAAAUGAGACUAUCUAUUCGGUGAUGGUGGAUUCAGGUAGUGCCUCUCGGGUGUCCUCUAUUAUGUAAGGCAAGCGAUUCCCAAUCCCGGUUCUCGAAAUUAUGGGACAUGUUCGAGCGCGUUCAAGUGUGUGUGGGUUGAGAUGAGAGAUUCCACCCAACAUUCUACUACGAACGUUCUGUUUUUAAUUUAACUUUAGCUUAGAGUAUGGUGUUGUUUGUUAAAAGUUACAGUACAUCCCAAACCGUUGCAUUCUACAACUCACGAUACAUCAAUCUUGAUUUUAAGAGCUCGUUCGCGGUGGUAGGGUGAUGCGGUAGGGUACGACGCUGGAGAUGUUGAAUCUGAUCUGUUGCAGCUUUUUAACUUAUAUAGACAAACCGUGCCGAGCUCAGAGCAGCAGCAGCAGCAGCAGUCGCAGCGGGUUGCAUACUUUCGGGCGGAAAUAAAACACCGGCCAAUGCCGGAUAUUUGUUUUCUAGAAAGAACCGGCGUACCUGA